AUGUUGUUUACGGUGAUCACUACAGGAUUAAAUCUAGUUUUACCUUUUGUCAUAGCGUACAGAAGUAGAGGGUUUUGGCUUAGGUCACAUAACUUUUAUGAACAGCCAGUUGUAAACUUUAGGUAUGAAUAUCUUCUCGUCGCAGAAACUGAUGAUCCAAGUAUGCCUAUAGUGUGCGGUGAAAUAAACGGACUGUACGGCAAUACUAUGAAAAAUGAAGAAAAUUGUAAAGAGUUCCAAGUGAAUGAACAUGAUUUUAAUAAUGACGGCAAAUACGAAAUUUUAGAUUUCAAGAUAUAUCUGAACAUUCCACAACAAAGAACACUUACAUCUAUGAUGUUCAUUGUAAUGCUGGACUUUCAAUUAAAAACAGUGUGUCCUUUGCAAAUGGAAAGUUUAGCUGUGAUUAACAAAGACUUUGUAAUGUCUCCUUCUGGUUUCAAGUAUUAUGGUGAUCUCCAAUUUUAUCAAUCAUCACACUUACCAUGUAAACAAAACCUCAUAGAUACUAGAUACAACAGUGCCUUCCUUAAUUUUACUAAGAAUAAGAAUGGCAACAAAGUAGAUUUCUUACUAGGCAAUUAUUUCAUGAGAGAAGUCACUACGCAUACUAAAACAAUUUAUUCAAGAAUUCAGCAGGGACAUACUGGCUCUAUGGAAAUACAAAUAUUCCUCAGAAUACCAGAAAUGGAAAUUAUAUAUGUACCGAGUUUGUUGCAAGAAUUGAAGUGGGCCUGGCCACAGUAUCUGUCCCUAGUCAUUUUAUUCUAUUGGAUAAUUAAUAAAAUUAAAAUGUUUGUUUUUAACAACCGUUUGCUAAUGGCAUGGGAGGUUAUUCCUUGGAAGAAACAUCAUUAA
Arctia plantaginis is the source of this 858-nucleotide messenger RNA. Lineage: Eukaryota; Metazoa; Arthropoda; Insecta; Lepidoptera; Erebidae. The record is from the annotation of a GenBank genome assembly.